AAAUCCUCUUUUGUACAUUUCCCUACUGCCUAUCCCAUAUUCCGAAUUCUUACUACCCACAAAAAAUUCCAGAAUAUGUUUAAAACAAGUACUAGUACAAACAAGGCAAGGCAAGGCACUACUGAUCAUUCUCCCAAGUGUUUUUGGAAUUCUUCUAAUCAUCUCCAUUCAUCCCACCUCCUUCCAUUACCUACAAAACGUUAGUCAAGAUUUUAAACUAAUUAUCAUGUCCAAAGAAAUCCAGUUCUCUGCCCCUUCUGCCAUCUCCCCCUGGCAUCUUCUGUUCGUCAAUGUGUCACAGUCACUAUAUAAGUAUUCGCUCUCCAAUCGCUCCUCGCAGCAGAAUCAAUCAGUCAUCAAACAAUUUCUAAUCCACAUUUCUAUGUUCAGUUAGCCUUCUGGGUUUCCUCCAUUUUCGGUUUAGUUUCCUGGGAGAGGAGAUAAUAUGGCACGGCUGCGCCUAAUUGAGCACGGGUUGAUGACGGUUGCGGGUCACGGGUUCGGGUCCUGGCCGUCCACGCCGGUAUCCAUCGGGUUGUUCGUGGCGGUUGUGGCUCUGGUGGCAUUGUGCGCCCACCAGCCGGCUAAAGAGAAGCCGAAUUCGAAUUCAACGACGGACAGAACAAAUUCGAAGAAGCUAAUGAACAGGACAAUCAGCCGGAACAAGAUCAAUCCGUCGGCGACCCAGAAGAAGAGAGGCGGGGACGAUCACGCCCACGAGAUUAGGGUCGACGUCAGUGCUCAGGUGCCCCUUCCUUCCUCGACUCCCCCGCCGCCGCCGCCGCAGCCCGCGGCGGAGAAGAGGAGGGAGAAGAUCUCGCCGCCGGGGGCGCCGCAUCGGAAGAACAGCAAGGACUUGAGCGCGAGCAGCAGGAGGAGGGACGGCAGCGACGGAGGCGGCGGAGGAGGGUGUGAGAAGAAGGGGAAGAUCGGGGCGAAGGUGGCGACGGGAGGGUUCGGGGAAGGCGGGUUGUGGCAGAAAUCGAUUUUAAGAGGGGAGAAGUGUCAGCUGCCGGAGUUCUCCGGCGUCAUAUUUUACGACAGCCGAGGGAAUCAGAUCCAGGUUGCGGAAUAAACGAAACGCAGCGUUUUCGGGGGAGCCUUUGUUUGUCGGAGGGCGGAUUCAGUAGUGAUUUGGGUUUUGGGAAAUCCCUUUCUACCGGCGCCGCGGCGGGUGGCCUUGAACUUGAAAUUUUGCGGUGGAUUUCCAAAUUCUCUCUUUUCAUAUGUAAUCAACCUGUGCCUGAGUUUUUUUUUAUGGGCUUUUUUUCUUUCCUAUAGUAGUUCCUGGUUUCUUGAUUUUGGUUUCUCAGUAAGAAGUGGGACUGGAAAGAAGAGCUGCUUUCUUUUUCUACUUCCGUUGUGUAGUAUAAUAUCAGGGCGAACCAGCUGCAAAAUAAUAAAAGAAAAAGCACCAGACAGAAUAUAAAGAAAACAAAAGG
Linum trigynum is the source of this 1442-nucleotide messenger RNA. The record is from the annotation of a GenBank genome assembly. Lineage: Eukaryota; Viridiplantae; Streptophyta; Magnoliopsida; Malpighiales; Linaceae.